GGCCGCCCGGUGGUUCACUGGACGCCGCAACACACCACACGAGACGCGAAUUCCAUUCCAACCCGACUUCUCUACCCAGGAAGGAACCCAAGCGAAUCGAGAGAGACCUUACCUUGAAGCCCCCAAUCCCCCAUGGCGUCCGCGUGGUGCCUCUCGGCCCCGGCCGCCGCCCCGCCGGUGGCGCCGGCGCCCGGCGCCCUCGGCGUCCCCGCCUCCGCCUCCGGGGGCGCCGCCGCCCUCACGCGGGUGGCGGCCCCCGUCAGGAGGCGGCGCAGGUGGGCCGCGCUCGUCGUCUGCGCGGCCCCCGACGAGGAGAAGAUUACGCGGCGGUCGCCCCUCGAUUUCCCCAUCGAAUGGGAGAGACCAAAGCCUGGGAGGAGACCUGAUAUCUUCCCAAAGUUCAGCCCAAUGAAGACACCAUUGCCACAUCCAUUACCAGCUGAUGACCCUCUGGAUGAUGACGAAGAAGAGGAAGAGGAAGAACAACCACCUCCGGAGGAACCACAGGAGGAUGAUCCGGACAAGGAAGAACCUGAGGAAGAUGACCCGGACAAGCCAACUGAGUAAUUUUGGAUGGCGUGGGCCGUGGUAGAUAGACACUGAGCAAAAAUUCGCCGUACCUUUGGAGCACCUAAGGUUCAGUUUGAACUGAUAGUUCCACCGGCUUAUAUAGGCUCUAGACGCAUAUGUUUGUAAUGACCCACUUUGAGCUUUCUAAAAGCUAUGAAAGUUUUGUUCGACAGAUUACUUGUUACAUACAAUGCUAUAUUUAUUAUAUGUAUUCACCUCUUGGCUAAGUAGUAUGUACAUUACAAUUA
Setaria italica (foxtail millet) is the source of this 818-nucleotide messenger RNA. RefSeq names its product atherin. Bases 133 to 567 code for a protein of 144 amino acids. The transcript has 2 exons. NCBI's taxonomy places the organism in Eukaryota, Viridiplantae, Streptophyta, Magnoliopsida, Poales, Poaceae. The record is from RefSeq and is a predicted model, not a curated record.